GAGCGGUAGUGUUGUGCAGUUUGUGUGUUUAAACAAAUUAAAAUGUCGUUUAAUUGGGACGACGAAGCUGUGCUGCUCUUAAUUGAAAAAUUUCAUGAAAAUGAUAUAUUAUGGAAUCCCAGAAAUGCAGACUACAAGAAUAGGAACAAACGAAUGGACGCAUUGAACAUAAUUGCAAGUGUAUUCGACAUUGAUAAAGGCGAAGUAGAGAGAAAGCUAAAAAAUUUAACCUCUCAUUAUUUUCGGGAAAAAAAGAAGUUCGAACAGUUGCAAAAAUCUGGUGCAGGCAUAGAUGAUGUACAGGAACCAAAGUGGUUUGCUUACAAAGCAUUGAACUUUUUGCGAGACAAAAAUAAACCACUACCCACAGUAAAUAGUGAGAAUGAUAUGGAUUCGCAAAAAAGUCAGCAAGACAAUGCAACAGCGACUAGUUCCCGGAAAAGAAGAUGCGGUCCUGAUGGAGACAGUGAUAUUGCCGAAGCUCUGCAAGUUUUAAAAAAUAUGUCAGCUUCGUCAUCUGCUCGCGACGAUGCCUCGGUAUUCGGAGAAUACAUAGCAAGUAAAAUACGAAAAAUGGAUCCUAUGACAACAUCUACAGUACAAUAUCAUAUUCAAAAUAUAAUUUACCAGGCUGAAAUGGGCGUUUACUCAAGACCUUCCAAGGUGGAGGCAGUUCAAGGAUAUUUUACCACUUCGACACCUGAAAGUGUAUGUCCUUCUAAUUACACCGAUAAUUCUGAUACUAAGGACAGCCUUUUUUUAGAUUUGGAAAAUAAUUAAAACUCUUUUAGAUUUAUGAUGCUACAUUAGGGAUUUAAUAAUUAAAACUAUUAUUGCAAAUUGUGAUUGAUAGUGAGAUUAGUGGGGCUACACAGAUUAACAAAAUGUUGCCUAGUCAAAG
Molecule: messenger RNA, 901 nt
Organism: Acanthoscelides obtectus
Lineage: Eukaryota; Metazoa; Arthropoda; Insecta; Coleoptera; Chrysomelidae
Source: the annotation of a GenBank genome assembly